AUGCCUCCUGUUACCGCAGUUCCCACCGGUGGCGGCCAACAUGGCCCGUCCAACUUUGACAAGCUCAAGAUGGGUGCCAUGAUGGGUGGCACUGUUGGAACCAUCAUGGGCUUCAUCUUUGGUACCGUCAACAUCUUUCGAUACGGCGCCGGCACACAGGGCAUCAUGAGAACAUUGGGACAAUACAUGCUUGUUUCUGGCACUACAUUCGGAUUCUUCAUGUCAAUCGGUUCCGUCAUUCGAUCAGAUGCUGAUCCGAAACUGCACGAAUUGUACAUGCGCGCGCAAAGACGACCGAUAGUGAACAUGGCCCAUCCAGCGUGGCGGAAAUCGUCUUAA
Molecule: messenger RNA, 339 nt
Organism: Pochonia chlamydosporia 170
Lineage: Eukaryota; Fungi; Ascomycota; Sordariomycetes; Hypocreales; Clavicipitaceae
Product: mitochondrial genome maintenance protein Mgr2
Exons: 5
Coding region: 1-339 (112 amino acids)
Biological process (GO): protein insertion into mitochondrial inner membrane; protein import into mitochondrial matrix
Cellular component (GO): TIM23 mitochondrial import inner membrane translocase complex
Source: RefSeq, a predicted model, not a curated record